Formica exsecta is the source of this 5443-nucleotide messenger RNA. It is a transcript of the gene Sec24AB, whose product is annotated as protein transport protein Sec24A. The record is from RefSeq and is a predicted model, not a curated record. Lineage: Eukaryota; Metazoa; Arthropoda; Insecta; Hymenoptera; Formicidae. Bases 188 to 3862 code for a protein of 1224 amino acids. Gene Ontology annotation, biological process: intracellular protein transport; COPII-coated vesicle cargo loading; endoplasmic reticulum to Golgi vesicle-mediated transport. Gene Ontology annotation, cellular component: COPII vesicle coat; endoplasmic reticulum exit site. Gene Ontology annotation, molecular function: zinc ion binding; SNARE binding. The transcript is spliced from 15 exons.
GGCGCAGCAGUCGUACGAGCUGCCACGUAAUGUUGUGUAUGCUGUUUGUCCGUUCUCGAAUUGCUGCAAUUAUAUCGUCCUGUAGGAUUACGUGGAGAUAAACGAGGUGAUGAGCGAGUCUGUGUCCAUCCGUUCCUAAUUUCGAGCGACCCGCGUCAUUACAAAGUGUGACUGUUAAAACAACAAAAUGUCACAGUCAAGUGGUUAUCAAUAUCCAGUAUAUCCAGAGCCCAAUAAUUCCUUGAAGAAUGAUCCAUCACCGAUAGUGAAUGGCCAAAAUUCUGCAUCCCAACAAAAUGGUAUGCAGUCUCCUCAGUUCAAUCUGACUGGCACACCAUCGUCGCAAUCGUCACGCGACCCGUCCAGGGAGACUUCCAGAGAUCCAUCGCCAACUCAGUAUCUUCAUAAUCAAUAUCGGCCUCAGUUGCCUCGACCGCCAAUGCCACCAAUAAAUGGACCUCCAAGUUCCAAUGCAUUGCCUUCGCUACCUAGAACAACACAACUAUAUAAUCCUGUAAAUCCUUAUGGGACCUCUAGCCAAUAUGCCACUAGUACUCAUUCAAAUGUUGCAGUCAGUACACCUCCGACUGCCUUUGUAUCCCAACCUAAUCAGGAAAUUCAGCAUAGAUACACGAUUCCUUCGAAUCAGAUGCCUUCACUAGCCAAAAACCAGUCAUCAGAAUCUGCGCCUUCGACGUUUACAAAUACUAUCGAACCGAAGCUUGUUAAAGUAAACCAAAGUUAUCAAUGGACAGCUAAUCCCCUGUCUACUAAUGCUGCACAGGGGACUGUAGGCAUUUCUGGAACAUCCAGUAGCAUUGAUAAGACUAGUCAAGUCUCUACAGAUCAAACUGCAGGAGGUCAAACAUCCUUUAUUGGAAUAAAUAAAAACUUGGCGCAUGGUCAAAGUGAUCCUACUUUUCCACCUUUAUCCAAUGUUAGUUUACCUCCUUCGAAUAUCACUCAACAUUUGAAUCAAACCAGGCACGUGCAACAUGAUCCAGCAAUUUCCAAUAUACAGUCUUCGAGAACUCAGAAUAUCCAACCACAAUCGACAACUGGUUUUUCCGAAAACUUAAAUAAUCCUCAACUCAAAUACAGCAGUCAACAGAAUAUAUUGAGUCCAACGUUAACACCACCGAAUUCUAGCACGCGAAACUUACUUCCCAGUUCACAAGGCCAUAAUGUAGAUUCACGGAAUCCCCAGGAUUAUUGUCCUCAGCCUCUGAAACCACAGCAAAACUUACUUACUGGUUACAUGGAUUCCACGGGAUUGGGAAAUAUUCCUCAAAGUCAGAACAUACAUCAAAAUUUACCUGGCCAAAGAAGAUAUCCGCAACAGGACACUGCCAAUACCACGAUGCUACUUCCAAGAACUACCGCACCGCCUUUGGGAGCUAAUCAGUUACAUGGUGCGAGACCGCCGCCAUCAGGAAUGACGCCUCUUCCGGGACAACAAACGUACGAUACUCGUUUACAACAACCCGGUCCGAUGACGAACGUCCCAUUAGAUUCAUUAAAUAGAAGAUAUCCAAAUAUGUAUCCUGACCAAUUAAAUCAAUUAAAUAAUCAGAUGGGCAAUCUAAAUGUUACACAAACUAGUUACAACAAAUUAUGGGGGAUAGAAUCGGUAGACCUUCUACAAUGCAGAAAUAUAUUGCCAUCUGCAAAAAUUGAACCACCAAAGAUCAGGUUACAUCAGGAAUUCCUGGAUAACGUAAAUUGUAAUCCUGACAUAUUCAGGUGUACAUUGACAAAGGUCCCGGAAUCGAAUUCGCUUCUUCAAAAAUCAAGAUUGCCAUUUGGUGUACUAAUACAUCCGUUUAGAGACCUAAACCAGCAUUUGGCAGUGAUUCAAUGCAAUACAAUCGUACGUUGUCGAGCUUGCAGAACAUAUAUCAACCCAUUUGUAUAUUUCGUCGAUUCGAGAAGAUGGAAAUGCAAUCUUUGUUUCAGACUGAAUGAACUUCCUGAGGAAUUUCAAUUUGAUCCUGUGACGAAAUCGUACGGUGAUCCAUCGCGACGGCCAGAGGUCAGAACUGGCACGAUAGAGUUUAUUGCGCCAAGCGAGUACAUGGUCCGUCCACCUCAGCCUGCUGUUUAUCUCUUCGUCAUAGACGUUUCUCGUCUCGCGGUAGAAAGUGGCUACUUGCAGAUCGUCUGCAAUACUAUCACCGAUGAACUGUCACGUCUCCCCGGCGACAGCCGUACUCAAGUCGGUUUUCUCGCUGUCGACUCUGCCCUACAUUUCUUCAGCUUGCCCGAUAACGUAUCGCAGCCGCACGAAAUGAUUAUGCUAGAUAUUGACGACGUGUUUCUGCCAUGUCCAGAGAACCUGAUUGUAAAUCUGAAAGAACGCGAGGAACUCAUUCGCGACCUUCUCGCUCAGCUAUCCAUCAAAUUUUGCGGUACUAAUGAUACUAACAACGCUCUCGGCGCCGGUCUUCAAGCUGCCCUGAAACUUCUUUCCGCCACUGGAGGACGUGUCACUGUUUUCCAAACAUGCCUGCCUAAUGUUGGUCCAGGAGCCUUGCAGCCGCGAGAAGACCCCAAUACCAGAGCGAACAAAGAUGUGCCGCAUCUUAAUCCAGCGACGGAUUUCUACAAAAGGUUUGCUCUGGAUUGCAGUGGACAACAGAUUGCGAUUGAUUUGUUCUUAUUGAAUAGUCAAUACAGCGAUCUGGCAACUUUAUCAUGCAUGUCAAAGUUUACCGGUGGCUGCAUUUACCAUCUGCCACUGUUUCGAGCAUCAAAGUUGCAGAAUACUGAGACAUUGGAAAGAUUGCUACGCCGUUAUUUGACCAGAAAGAUCGGUUUCGAAGCAGUAAUGCGACUUCGCUGCACCCGCGGUCUCAGCAUCCACGCCUUCCACGGCAGCUUCUUCGUUCGAUCGACAGAUCUUCUCUGUUUACCAAAUAUUAACCCAGACGCCGGUUUCGGUAUGCAAAUCUCUAUCGACGAGAACCUCUCCGACGUGCAGAAUGUGUGCUUCCAAGCAUCUCUUCUCUAUACUUCGAGCAAAGGUGAACGAAGAAUUAGGGUACACACUCUAUGUUUGCCAGUCGUGGCGAGUCUAUCGGAUAUUCUACAUUCUGCAGAUCAGCAAUGCAUAGUGGGCCUGUUAUCAAAGAUGGCUGUCGAUCGAUCGCUUCAAUCAUCUUUAUCGGAUGCUAGAGAUGCAUUGAUAAACGUUGCUAUCGACGUCUUGUCCGCGUACCGACUAUCACAAUCUUCCGGCGGCGGAGGACUUAUCGCUCCGGGAAGUUUAAAGUUGUUGCCAUUGUAUAUCAUCGCGCUAUUGAAGAGUAUAGCGUUUAGAUCCGGCACGAGUACACGUUUGGAUGAUCGUGUGUUUGCUAUGUUUCAAUUGAAGACAUUACCAUUAGCACAGUUAAUACAGGUGGUCUUUCCCGAUUUGUAUCCUAUUCACGCACUCGACGACCGCAAUUCAAAGGACAUUGAUGGCAAAGUGUGCCCGCAGCCGCCGCGACUUCAUUUAUCCGCGGAAAAACUCGAUAGUCGAGGCGCCUUUCUUAUGGACGCUGGUGACAGAAUCUUCAUUUACAUUGGCAAAAAUAUUAACCCAAUUUUUUGUUCUAACGUACUCGGAGUUUCGGCAUUUGUAUCUAUUCCGGAAGAAAUGUACGAACUACCCGAGUUGGAUACAAUAGAAAGCGAACGGUUGCGAAAUUUUGUGUUUAGCUUGCAAGAGGAGAAGCCGUACUAUGUAUCUGUACAAAUUAUUAGGGACGACAGCCACUUUAGGACAUUAUUUAUCGAGCGAUUGAUAGAAGAUCGAUUCGAAUCUGCUCUUAGUUAUUACGAGUUCUUGCAACAUCUCAAGACGCAAGUGAAAGAAUGACCAAACUAAGGAAAUUCUUGGAUAAGAUUAACUUGUGGAAGUGUUAAUUAUCGAAUCCACACACAUGAAUCAUGGAAUCAUAAAAAAAUUGUGUGAUUCAUCACAAUUCAUCGAUUUUGGGUCUCAUUUGGGAUAUAUUGGGACAUAUCACAUGAUUCAAGAUCUACUUAUGCCAUCUACUUAUGCAGCAGUGAUAGCCUUAUUGAAAGACACUGACACAUCUCAAUAUGAUAGAUUGUAAUUAUUGUUAUUAUAAUUAUUAUUAUUACAUAUUACAUGUUUCUUUAUCAUCAAUAACUCCAAUAUAUGGAUUUACAUUCUAGUUGUGUAUAACCACUUGGGUUAAGCAAUUUCUCAAUGCUUUAACUUAUAUAUAUAUAUAUCCAGCAAAUGAUAUCCAAUUUUUUAUGAUUUUGUGUUACAUGUUACAUCUAUACGGCAUUUUUAUUUCUAUGAGAGAAAUUUUUAUUCUUCAAGUAAAAAAAUUUUUUUUCUUUAAUAAUGGUAAUUUGUUGAAUAGCAUCAACAAUGACGAGUAUAAAUCUGUUUGAUGAGAGAUAUGUUUGAAUAGAAUAUUUUCUUCAAUUAUAUAUUUGAGUUUUUUCUUUCUCGUUCAUCGAAGUAUCGUUAUUGUCGCGAAUUAAUACGCAAGUGUUCUUAUCUUAAAUACCACACACAUGUAGACACACAUCUUCAAAAUCAUCAAAAAUAUUAUUUACGCAUAAUUAUACAAAUAUUAUUUAUUAAUAAUUAUAUGCAAUGGAAAUGGUAUUAAAUGAGUGCAAUUUUGCAUUUUUAAUAUAAGUAAUAAAAGUAAAAUGAAAGUGUGUGUACUUGCAUGACGUGUGUCGCCAAAUGAAAAUAUUUAAUGGUGAUAAACAAUGCACUAUUUGCAAUUUAAUCACCUAUAGGCAAUAAAACGAACAAGAGGAUAGUAACGACUCAUAAAAUAUUAUAUUAUCAGUUGCUGUAUGUAAUUCUUCAAACAAUGACAGGUUGUUAAUCCAUAUUAUAAGAUUAGACAUUGCAACAAGCAUACUCGUGACGACAAUUUCAAACAGUCGAUAAACGUUACGAUUAAAAGAUAUUGCAACUGAAUUAUGUAACUUAUUAAGAAUAGGAGAUGCAGAGAAUAAUUUCAUGCAAAUGUAAAGUACUAAUCGAUCGUCGAAGCAGACAUAAACUCGCCUAUAAAAGAUUAUAAGAAAUAAAUAAUGGUAAACGAAUAUAUAGAAUGGCGAGUGUAUAGUAAAUAAAAAAAUUAAUAUUGUAAAAUAAUCAUGCUGUUCGUACUGUAUCGUACUGCCAAACAGGUUUCCUGGCAUUGGUUUCUUUUUUGUCAUUAUAUUUUACGAUUUACUAAAAGCAAAAAUAGCAUGAUGAUUUAGUCUAUUAUUUAAUAAUACAUUUAUAUGUACACACCACACAGACACACAUACAUAUAUACAUAUAUACGCAUAAAUGCAUUACAUAUAUUGUAUGGGAAAUAAUUGUACAUCUUCUAACGAACCCUAUCCGUGUACUACCCAAUUUUUUAUAUAUCACCAAUUGUAUAUUACAAAAAAAAUGCUUCAAUUUUUA